AUGAUUGUACCAACUUUUGACAUUGAUUUGAUAUGGCAUACAUAUAUGAGAUAUCCAUCACAAUAUCAAACUAUUUCAACAGCUUUGUGUGGUUUUAUUCUUGAUCAUGAUGAUACAAUUGAGUCAAAUAUUUUAAUAAAUGCUUAUAAGAAAACUGCUGAACGAUGGCAAAAAUUUUAUAAAUCAGAAUACGGCCAAAAUAUUGAUCGAACACAUUUACAAACAUCACAAUACAUGAGUGCAUGUGCAAUGGUUUUCGUGCCGGUUCACAUUUUGAGUGAUGGUGGAGCAUCGUCACAUGAAGCAAUUGGAGGCGGUUGUGGUGGUGGCGGAGGCUGUGGAGGUGGUGGUGACUGA
This is a messenger RNA of Rotaria sordida, 357 nucleotides long. NCBI's taxonomy places the organism in Eukaryota, Metazoa, Rotifera, Eurotatoria, Philodinida, Philodinidae. The record is from the annotation of a GenBank genome assembly.